Molecule: messenger RNA, 891 nt
Organism: Daktulosphaira vitifoliae (grape phylloxera)
Lineage: Eukaryota; Metazoa; Arthropoda; Insecta; Hemiptera; Phylloxeridae
Exons: 10
Coding region: 70-801 (243 amino acids)
Source: RefSeq, a predicted model, not a curated record
AUCUUAAACACCCAGACGUGUAUUCUAUAUAUUAUUCAUUAAAACAAAAUAUUUUCAAACUUAUAAAAAAUGAAUUUAAUAUGUCAACUAUUUAUAUACUGUUCAUUUAUUGUGAUUCAUACCAAUGCUGUUUUAGAUCUUCAAAUUUUAACCGUGGUUGCUCAGAAAAUGUCUAGAACAAAUGGACUACUUUAUAAUAUUUAUCAAACCGGAAAAGCUGUAGAAGUAUUAGCUGAUUAUUUCGAUAAUAAUACGUAUGAUACGAUAGUACAUUAUUUUUUAAGAGAAGAAUACGAUCAAUUAACGAGGAAUGAUAGUGAUGUUCAAGAAAUACCACAAUCAGAAGAGACAUUAGAUGCUUACGAUAUGAAAGAAGAAAAAAUUUUUAAUGAUUACGCUCUUGAGUGCAAUACAAGUUUAGGAUAUAGAGUAAAUGCGUCAUAUAACCGAGAAGUUUGGGACCGGAAGAUCAUCAUGGAAAAAAUAUUUCAUAAUUACUUCAAUUACAAAGUUGAUAUGAGUUCUAAUCUCAUGUGCCAAAACAAUGAGAAUAAGUUAUGUGAAAUAAUUGCGUUGUUAAGAUCUACUCAUAUAUCAGUGAAAAUUUUUGAGUUCCAACCCACUUGCGAUAACGGUCUAUGUAAUAUCUCUAGAUACAAUAUGCAAGAUAUUAAUCCUUCUGAAAAAAUUCUUUUUGGAAUUGUCCCAACAAUUUUUGUACAGUUAGAAAACAAAACAAUCCAAGUCGACACGAGUUCACAAAUCAACCUUGGAGUAUAUAAUUUUACUACAAAUGAAUAAAAAUUUAAUUUUUAAAAAUUAUAAGUACCAUUUAGUUUUAUGUAUUAAUCGAAAUGUCGAAAAUAUAUAUAUAUUAAUGCAAAAAUAAUA